GGGCACUGGAGGACACGGAAGAAACCCGAAGGAAAAGAUUUGCAGAGUCUGGGAGAGACCUGGGGUAGAGAAACGGGAGGAGAGGCACGCGCAAAGGGAGGGACGAAGGGACGGGAGGAGGGAGAGGGAGAGAUCCGCGUGGGAGCGCAAGGUGCCGGCCGGAGGCAGAGGGCGGAGCGGACACACACCAGAGGGGCCAGUUCGGGGGACGCAGGGGGCAGGCGCGGGAGCAGGUGGAACCGCUGGGAAGCGGCCCCUUCAGCUCUCGGGCAGCAGGGGGUCUUGUCCCAGGCCCGCUUCUCUCCCGGGGACAUGGAGCUGCUGGGGCUGAAUCGGAGCGCGCCGGAGCCGGAGCCCCACUGCGGCCCGGGCUCCCUGUCCCCCAACAGCAGUGCUAACAGCAGUGCCAAUAGUAGCUGCGAAUCUCCCCGAGGAGGCUCUGGCGCCAGCAGGACGCCCCGAGAGCUGGAGUUGGCAGUGAGGGUGACGCUCUACGUCGUGAUUUUCCUGCUGAGCGUGGGCGGAAACAUGCUGAUAAUCACCGUGCUGGGGCUGAGCCGCCGCCUGCGCACGGUCACCAAUGCCUUCCUGCUCUCGCUGGCUGUCAGUGACCUGCUCCUGGCUGUGGCCUGUAUGCCCUUCACCCUCCUGCCCAACCUCAUGGGCACCUUCAUCUUCGGCACUGUAGUCUGCAAGGCUGUCACCUACAUCAUGGGAGUCUCUGUGAGUGUGUCCACCCUCAGCCUGGUGGCCAUUGCCCUGGAGCGCUACAGCGCCAUCUGCCGGCCUUUGCAGGCACGCGUUUGGCAGACUCGCUCGCACGCGGUGCGUGUCAUCGUGGCCACGUGGCUGCUGUCGGGGCUGCUCAUGCUACCCUAUCCCGUGUACUCCGUUGUAAAGCCAUUGAAUCCCCGCGUCCAGCAGUGCACGCACAACUGGCCCAGCACCCGAGCGCGCCAGGCCUGGAUGAUCUGGAUGGCCUGGCCCCUCCCACUCCGCAGGUCUGUGUUUCUCCUGCUGUUCCUGUUCUUUGUGCCUGGCGUCGUCAUGGCUGUGGCUUACGGUCUCAUCUCCCGAGAGCUCUACUUGGGGAUCCGCUUCCAGAGCCAGAGCCAGAGCCACGGGCAUGGGCAGCAGGGCCACAACGGCGACCACAGACACAGGGGAUUACCUGGUGGGCCCAGCCCAGCACUUUCCAAUGGGCCAAGUCCCCCGGCAUCGGCUGGCCAGGAGGGGGAUGGCUGCUACGUGAAUCUCCUCUCAGAACAAUCGGGAAUGGAGCUCUCAGCACUGUCCUCCACUGCCUCUAGAAAGGAUACCCGAGGCCCGGGACCUGGGGUGAGCUCAUGGCCGCCUCAGGCUCAGGCUCAGCUGCAGGCGAAGAAGCGGGUAGUCCGGAUGCUGCUGGUGAUCGUGGGGCUGUUUUUCCUGUGCUGGCUGCCAUUGUACAGCGCCAACACGUGGCGUGCCUUUGACAAGGAAAACGCCCAUCGCGCCCUCUCAGGAGCCCCUAUCUCCUUCAUCCAUCUGCUCAGCUAUGCCUCUGCCUGUGUCAAUCCUCUGGUCUACUGCUUCAUGCAUCGGCGUUUCCGUCAGGCCUGCGUGGCCACUUGUGCGAGGUGCCGACCCCGCCCGCCCCGUGCCCGAGUUGCCCGGGCUGGGCCCCGGUUAGGCGAUGACCAUGAACUUGACCAUCCCACUACCUCUCUGUCUCGUCUCAGCUAUACAACUGUCAGCACACUGGGUCCUGGCUGAGGGCAUCCCAAGACAGGCAGUCCACAUCUUGUUUUGGAAGAUGUGGAAGCGAUGCAGAGAUACACUGCCUCUCCUGCCUUGGGGAAUGAGUCCUUUCUGCCUUAGGGAAAAUGGGUAUCUUACUAUAGGAAGCCUGAUUCCCCUCCCCCAACUCCUGCCCCAGGGUGGCACAGGCAUCCCCCCAGGGAUCAUAGGAAGUCCUACUCUGACACUGAACUCAAACAGUAAACUGCCACUGGAUACCCAGGACCAACAGUCUUGACAUGAAUACACUCCUAGAAAUCGCAUACCCCCAGCCCAGAAAGACUUCCCUGACAAGGAGAGAUGACAGCCACCAUGGCAUAGUCCUACCUGAGGAGGUUCUAAAGGUAGCACAGGUGACCCCUGACCUACAGGAGCUCCUCUGGUCAGGGAAAUGAACCUCACCUACCCCUGCACUGAAAUUCCCAAUCAGCACUGAGUCCUGGAUGCGCAGGACAGACCCAGCACUCCCCCGGGAACGGCCCCCCCCAGUCUGCACUGAGCAUCCUGACCCUGAAUUUAGACCCUGUUUCUGGUAGACCACAAUUGACUAACACCCUGCUCACAUAUACCGAAGAAUCCAAGAAGAUAAAUAAGACACAUGAAUGUCAAGGAAGCUAUAGGAAUAAAUUUAGCCUCUGUUCCUGGCACGAGUGUCCUUGUGGGGUCAGAAGCUACAGGCAGGCUCAAGACUAGAGUAUGGAGAGAACAGCCCCAAAGUCCUUUGUAGAAAGGGACUCUAGGCAGGGAUCUGCUUCCAGACCCUUUGCCUGCCCCGAUCUCUAUAAUCCCAAAUGUCUUCUCCAUGCACUCUCCUCACCUUCCCCAGUGCACCACCCACUAGCUCUUCCACUAUACCCGUUCCUUAUCCACAUGACAGCCUUUCAAGCACUUGAAUACAGUAAGCCUGUGCCCACUCUCUCUCUCUCUCUCAAGCCUUUUUCAGGCUAAACAUCCCCAGUCCUUCAGUCCUUAAAUUGAGCUGUUAUUUGUGUAGCACUUUUAAGAUAGACAAAGUGCAUCUGUUCCCUUCAUUCCUUCAUCUAGUCUGAAUUGUAUGGACUUUAGUUCCCCACACACUGAUUGCCCUCUUGUGGACAUUGUCCAAUUUGCCAGUGCCCUUAAAAACAGUGUGCCUACAAGUCACCAUAAUACCCCAGAGAGAGGGUCGGAGAGAGGCAGAGUCCAACAGUGGAACUGUAAUCUUCCUUGCUUUGGACUUUUGCCCAUUAAGAAGAUGUUAGCUUUUCUUGUGUCUCUUACAAACAUGACCAGCGUUUCUCUUUCCCCAAUAAGUUGUUAUUGCUUAAAAACUUCCAUGGCUUAGCGGAGGGUGGCAGUGGUUUGAGUUGCCAGGAGACUAGGCACUAGGAUAAAAUUUACUGUAUACUCUGAGCAGGUUUCAUGGUGUGUCAGGGCAAGCUCAUUUGGGCUCAAGGCCACUCUCUGCAUAAGGAGAUAUCCUUACCUUUGCACCUUGGGGAACUUAAAACAAAGGGAUACCUCCAGUAACAGGGCAUGGAGGAAAUCAAAAGAAAAUCAAAUGGAAAGGCAUGCUCUGGCCAAUCGAUGAAGAAACUCAAAUAUCAGACAAAAGGGUCUGAGCUCAUGACCAUAUCAUAAUUUAGCAUUUCCAACAUGUUGAGAAAGUCUGUGUGAAGUAUGUGCUACAGGUCUCAGGUUCAGAAUGAAUUAAAGAGCCUUUAUUAAGUGUU
Messenger RNA from Antechinus flavipes (yellow-footed antechinus), 3491 nucleotides. It is a transcript of the gene CCKBR, whose product is annotated as cholecystokinin B receptor. Lineage: Eukaryota; Metazoa; Chordata; Mammalia; Dasyuromorphia; Dasyuridae. Bases 313 to 1755 code for a protein of 480 amino acids. Gene Ontology annotation, cellular component: plasma membrane. Gene Ontology annotation, biological process: phospholipase C-activating G protein-coupled receptor signaling pathway. The record is from RefSeq and is a predicted model, not a curated record. Gene Ontology annotation, molecular function: cholecystokinin receptor activity; gastrin receptor activity. The transcript is spliced from 5 exons.